Cuscuta epithymum is the source of this 4926-nucleotide messenger RNA. NCBI's taxonomy places the organism in Eukaryota, Viridiplantae, Streptophyta, Magnoliopsida, Solanales, Convolvulaceae. The record is from the annotation of a GenBank genome assembly.
GUGAAUAACUCAUUAAUUACAAAUACAUUUAUAGGUGUACUCCUCUCUCAUUUGCUUUUCAUCUUGUUGCAUCUAAUUAGUCUCGAAAGUAGUGGUGUAUAAGGAAUGAAGAAGUGAAGCAAUCUGGAAAAUCCAGAUCCGGGAAAGAGGAUGAACACAUUCGCCGGACGCCGCCUCAAGCCGUUCUCCACACUAUAAUGAGCUCUUGCCUUACUCCUGGUGGCUCCACCGUCGUGCCGUUAGCCUUCGUGUCUCAAGUUACAGUAGCUCGAUGGUCUUCUUCCGCCAUUAAUGGCUGUGUGAUAGCUCUCUGUUCACGACCCAGGUAACAGCAACACAGCAACAUCGAGGGUUUCUUCUCCCCCUCUAACAACGCCCUUGACCUGGGGCACCCUCCUUUUCUCCAGCAUCAUCGACCGGGAGUCGUCUCUCUCUUAAACCUCCAUUUCCGGUUGCAGUAGAUCCCAAGUUUGGUGACCAAUGGUUAGGAGUUCGGACGUACAGAGGCAGGGGUAAAAGGCCAGGGAUGUUUUGGGUCAAAUAGCAACAGUGGGCUGGACCACCUUUUGCUCCAACGCAGCUCUACAACGGGCCAAUUUCAGCAACACAGCCAUUACUCAGCCCAUAUAAAAAGCUAAGUACUACAACCUAUCUACUUACAAUUAGUAUGUGAACAUGUUUGAUAAGAGGAUUUAAAAAAACAUCAGAAAAUGAAAAAUUAAUAUCGAAUUUCAAUCUCAAGAGGUGAGUCAUCCAUUAAAAGAUCCCUAAAAGCGUGAGUCUGGCGGGUUCGAACUACAAACUUGAGUGACAAUUUGAGUUAGAUUAUUAAUUUAUCAUCAUUAUUUUUAAGUAGUGUGUAUUUUUUGGCAUUGAAAAAAUAGAUUUAUCAAUUCCGAGCACUCACUUACACUGGCAGACUAUUGAAAUCUCGCACCACUGGGUCACAUCAUACGGGUGUGGUGAUAAUAACUCCCAACCCAAAAGUCAUCUAAUACACACUCUAAUUUCUAUGUUUUGUAUGAGUUAUAUGUGCCCCCUAAUUGUCAGAGUCACACUUUAGUCUAGGCGCGUGUCACACUCCAAUUAAGCAUAGAAAUCUAGCUUGAGCUCUAGCUUAAAAAUUUGAGGCCACCUAAUGUAAGCUCAAAUCCAAUAACGAUUUAUAAGCUCAAGAAACUAUAACAAUUUUAUUUGAAUGCAUAGGUGUAAAUGUGUAAUUAAAUGAUGACUUGGAUUUUAUAUCGGUCCCUCGGCCAUACUCCUUGUCAUCUUUUUUUGAUGAUCCGAACAUCACAUUAUGGACACUCGCUCGACUUAUUUUCUAGCCAACUUUAUUUGAUGACUAUAACUAUGCAUCAUGGCAAGCUACUCAUAUACAAAGACUAGUCUCAACCAUCCCCUCGGCAUAUGGUGGUCAUUGCAGAUACAUGCCUAGGCCGAAAGGCUCACCCUUUUGCUUGAUUUCGGGGGCGUCCGGUGUACUCUUUUCCCCUCAUUAGGAUUUUUCUCAUAUGGUUUUUCUUAGUGAGGUUUUAAAGAGGCAUCUCCUUAAUGUUGACAAAAGAUGUUGACCCUCGACCCUACUAAAGACAUCAUGACAUAUGCACUACUAUACUCCUCUUCACCUCACUACAUUCACCUCAAGUAGUGGGGGACUAGAAAAGCGUGGACUUAGCGCCUUCAUUAAUCGAAGAAGCACAAUUUCAAUUUUUUCACGAGAUUUGCCACAUGCACCGAUGACAUCAUCACAUCAUAUGCAGACUCAGUUGCCACAACAGCAAGUACAUAUUCAUAGCCCUUCGAUCCCAGGACCGGUGGUGACGGUCUUUGGCCUGCGACCUUCGGCUAAGGAUUCUCCUAUAGGGUUGCCUCAGUCAGGGCUCGCCAAUGAGGCCAAAUCAACGACUUGGGAAUCUGAAGGAGGUGCCUCGGAGAUGUCAGAAGUUUAGACACCAGACAAUGACAUACCAACACACAUUUCUACUCCAUUUCGCCUCGAGUACUCUCGACUCAGGGAGUGGGGGACUCCUGAUAGAGUAUAUAGACUCGGACCCCGAUCUCACGACUAUUAGGCGUGGAUAGCAGCCCACACACGCUUACAUGAUGUCAUUUAUAUUAUUAUUGUACAGUUCAUAUUAUUAUUGAAACCUAAGUCACUAGAACAACACAAUUCAACACAACAACAUUAUUCUUCAUCUUCUUCUCUAUUUCUUUUUAGCUCAAUCUCUCCAUUUUAUAUAUGUUUGGAUCUCUAUUAUCCAUUAGUGAAGAACCAAGAGGUUGUGCCAUGUUUGGUUCUGGUGGCACAUACAUGGGCGUGUUGCGGCACAUGGGCAAAGGUCAUCACCACUGACUAGUUAGUCUACCUACACUCGGAAGAGAACGUGGAAUGCCGCUGACAUUAGCCACAAGUAUGUGGUUGGAAUGUCGUACUUCUGCGGCGGCCCUCAUGGGCUUUAUCCGUUCUUUAAAUCGGUGUCCAACAUUGCGAAAAGAAAUUACUCCAACUCCGCAACCUUCAACCUUUCCACCCAUUGCGGCACCCAUGUUGACGCUCUCGCCACUUCAACCAGACACUUCCUUUUGCUCAAUCUCAUGAAGCUCUUCAAAGUCGUUGUUCAUUUUGCUAUUGAAGAUCUCCCUUACAAAAAUGUGUUCUAUCCAAGGUCUUUUGUUUUAAUAUUCUUGCAAGAACUUCUAAACUUUGUCUUCCCUAUUCUACUUAUUCUUGUUUGAUUCCGUAGAUACUCACAGUUGUGUUUCUGAUUUACAAAGCAGCAGGUUUCCUACGGGACUGAGAUGUGCAGUGGACGUUCACUACGGGACUGAGCAAGAAUGUUUUUAUCCUAGCGUGAAGAAUAUACCGCAGCAGGUUUAGGAGGAGUUUGCAAUACAUCCCCGUAGCAGUUUGAUGUUCUUCAAGCAUGGCUGUGGCAGAGUACUUAUUCUAGUCAUCUCAGCCUGUCGUGUAGAGGAGCCACCUACGAAGAGCCACACUUAUGUGAUCAAUCAAAGAUAAGUGCUUGGAUUUCUGUCUUCACUUAAAAACAUUCGAUUCUAACUUGGUUUCGUAUAACAUACACUUAUGCUACAACACUACACCACUACUUUUGAUGAUCAAGCAGUCGUGUGUAAUGCUAGCUUGCCAUGAAGCCCAGUCAGGGUGACUUUUUUUGCUGGCUUGGCAGACAUCCUUUUUUUCUCAACUGCCAACGUUAUGCAUGCUGGCAUGGUAACUUUAUGCAUGUCAACCAUUGUUUAUAAAAAAAUCAUGUUCCUAUUGCUUACUCCCUUAUGGGGUGGUGCCUUAUGCAUGUUUGUUAUUUUCAUGUUUAUCACUUUUUUGUUUGCAAUGCUUUGUUACCAUUGGGCAUUAACCUCUCGCAACGUGCGUGCCCGUGCUAGUAUUUGUGUAUAUAUGGGAUGGAAGAAAAGCUAACCCGCACUAUAUAUACGUAAUCCAUCAUUCACUUGGGAACAUGCUUCUAGCUAGCUAGAUACGUAUAUAAUUAAAAAGCAAUCAUAUAUAUCGUGGAUGGUCAAAUCAAAAUGGUGAAGAAUCGGCAUAUUGUGCCGUGUUUGGUGCUGCUGGUGGCAUUGACAUGGGCAUGCGGCGUCUUGUGGACAAGGGUCGUCACCUCUGACGAGCUAGCCUAACUUCAGACAGAAGAGAAUGCGUUCAUGAACAAGACCAUCAUUGACAUCAGCCACAAAUAUGUGGUUGGAAUGCCCUACUUCUUUGGCGGCCCUCAUGGGCUUCCGCCGUUCAUUAAACCGGUUUCCAGCAUUGCGAAGGAAAAUUACUCAAACUCCGCAAUCUUUAACCUGCCCACCCAUUGUGGCACCCAUGUCGACGCUCCUGACCACUUCAACCAAGACCCCAGUGGAUGAAGGGUGCGACGUCAACUCUCUGGAUCUGCGCACUUUAAAUGGACCGGUGUUAGUGGUUGACACUCCCCGGGACAAAAUAUCACCGCUGAGGUUAUGAAGUCAUUGAAUAUACCAAGAGGAAUGAAGCGUGUGCUGUUCAAAACACUGAAUAUAGACCAGAAUAUGAUGAAUCAAUCUGCAUUUGAUUCCGCUUACAUCGGUUUCACUACCAACGAAGCCCGGUAUUUGGUCCAGAACACUGAUAUCAAACUUGUUGGCAUAGAUUAGAUGUCUAUUGUUAUUUCAUUGUUCAAUGACAUUGUUCGGGUUCAUCAGACGCUCAUAAACGCCAAGGAUAUGAUUUCAGUGGAGGGUUUAAAACUGUACGAAGUUGUUCAUGGAGUAUACAGUACCAUUCAUUGUCUCCCACUGAGGUUGGUGAGCUUAGAUGGAUCGCCCAACAGGUGCAUCUUGAUCACCUGAUCUGAUUGCAUGCUCGCCCGACCUCAUUAUUACCUAUUUGUGUGUAACAGAAUUCAUCUUUAUGUUAUGAUGAUGAUUGUUCUUAUGAAUAUUCAACUAUCCUAGCUCAAUCAUAUUCUCAAAAUAAAUUGAAUCUUCCUUUUUCUGCAUGUUCCGUUGCAUGCCCGCCUGACCUCAUUAUUACCUAUUGCCGAGGAUGCAAUCAAAUCAGGUGAUCAAGAUGCACCUGCUGGGCGAUUCAUCUAAUACAUACAUUUAAUGUUUUUGUUCAUUUGUGGUAGAUAUUUGUCAUUUCAGAACUUUUUGAUGAAUUAAAUGCAUAAUCUUUCCAAAUCUUGAAUUCAGCACAGGUAAAAUACGAGUGAAAAAACAUUCCAGAUCUUGAGUUCAUUUCCUCUCUAAACAAAUUGAUGAGAGAGGUAAGGUAACAGAACAUGCAGAAAAAGGAAUAUUCAAUUCAUUUUGAGAAUAUAAUUGAGCUAGGAUAGUUGAAUAUUUAUAAAAACAAUCAUCAUCAUAACAUAAAGAUGAAUUCUGUUACACACAAAUAGGUAAUAAUGAGGUCGGGCG